AUGAUGAUGAUGAUGAUGAUGAUGAUGAUGAUGAUGAUGAUGAUGAUGAUGAUGAUGAUGAUGAUGAUGAUGAUGAUGAUGAUGAUGAUGAUGAUGAUGACAAAAAUAAUAGCAACAAAAAUUCAAUUAUUUCAGCGUUUAUUUGUGGAUUACUGAUUAUUAUUGGCGCAAUCAGUAGUGUUUCUGUAAUACGUCGAAUACAACGUAGACAUUAUCAAAGAAUAUCUGAAUUAAAUAGUAGUCGUAAUAAUAAUAAUAAUAAUAGUAAUAAUAAUGAAGCUAUUAGUAGUCAUUCACGAAUAAUGGUACAAGAACUAUCAUCAAUAAAUGACAAUCGUAUAGUUGAACCAUAUCAGUAUGAAAAAUUAAUUAGUCAACCAAAUCAUGAACUAAUCAGAAAUAGUUAUCAUACUAUAACUAAUGAAGAUAAUUAUUUACCAAAUAAUAAUAUAUAUAAUGUCAAUUGGGUUAAUGCUCCACCUCCACAUGGAUCUACUACAAAGGAUUAUUAAAAAUUCGAUGAUAAAAUUGUAUACUACUACUACUACUACUACUACUACUACUACUACUACUACUACUACUACUACUACUACUACUACUACUACUACUACUACUACUACUACUACUACUACUACUACUACUACUACUACUACUACUACUACUACUACUACUACUACUACUACUACUACUACUACUACUACUACUACUACUACUACUACUACUACUACUACUACUACUACUACUACUACUACUACUACUACUACUACUACUACUACUACUACUACUACUACUACUACUACUACUACUACUACUACUACUACUACUACUACUACUACUACUACUACUACUACUACUACUACUACUACUACUACUACUACUACUACUACUACUACUACUACUACUACUACUACUACUACUACUACUACUACUACUACUACUACUACUACUACUACUACUACUACUACUACUACUACUACUACUACUACUACUACUACUACUACUACUACUACUACUACUACUACUACUACUACUACUACUACUACUACUACUACUACUACUACUACUACUACUACUACUACUACUACUACUACUACUACUACUACUACUACUACUACUACUACUACUACUACUACUACUACUACUACUACUACUACUACUACUACUACUACUACUACUACUACUACUACUACUACUACUACUACUACUACUACUACUACUACUACUACUACUACUACUACUACUACUACUACUACUACUACUACUACUACUACUACUACUACUACUACUACUACUACUACUACUACUACUACUACUACUACUACUACUACUACUACUACUACUACUACUACUACUACUACUACUACUACUACUACUACUACUACUACUACUACUACUACUACUACUACUACUACUACUACUACUACUACUACUACUACUACUACUACUACUACUACUACUACUACUACUACUACUACUACUACUACUACUACUACUACUACUACUACUACUACUACUACUACUACUACUACUACUACUACUACUACUACUACUACUACUACUACUACUACUACUACUACUACUACUACUACUACUACUACUACUACUACUACUACUACUACUACUACUACUACUACUACUACUACUACUACUACUACUACUACUACUACUACUACUACUACUACUACUACUACUACUACUACUACUACUACUACUACUACUACUACUACUACUACUACUACUACUACUACUACUACUACUACUACUACUACUACUACUACUACUACUACUACUACUACUACUACUACUACUACUACUACUACUACUACUACUACUACUACUACUACUACUACUACUACUACUACUACUACUACUACUACUACUACUACUACUACUACUACUACUACUACUACUACUACUACUACUACUACUACUACUACUACUACUGAAAACUGUUCAUCAAAUAGCUAUUAUUGUACUUUAACAUGA
Molecule: messenger RNA, 1986 nt
Organism: Schistosoma bovis
Lineage: Eukaryota; Metazoa; Platyhelminthes; Trematoda; Strigeidida; Schistosomatidae
Source: the annotation of a GenBank genome assembly